Messenger RNA from Pocillopora verrucosa, 1729 nucleotides. RefSeq names its product angiopoietin-related protein 7. NCBI's taxonomy places the organism in Eukaryota, Metazoa, Cnidaria, Anthozoa, Scleractinia, Pocilloporidae. The record is from RefSeq and is a predicted model, not a curated record.
GCGGGUGGACCGUGAAGACCUAACUAUAGAAAGAGCACUUUUGAAAAGUUACAGUGGUCUUGACUUGGUUGGGUUCUCGCGCAACUUUCUACAUCCGUUAGCUAAAAAAAAUUUGAGCGAGGCUGUAGACGUGGCCCUGGCAAUUCAAGACUCUGCAAAGAAAGACAGAAAGGGUUUUAACUGGCUCUGUGAGUAUAUAACUACGUAUAACCAAAGCGGUUUGUAUUCCCAAUGCAAGCAGACGGCCGGGGGAGAUGAAAUUCUACGAGUAAACACUGAAGUUAUAGUCUUUGUGAAAAACUCUGCAUACAACAAACGAAAGAUUACAAUGAGGGGCAAUCGACAAGGAAUAGGUUCUGUUAUGUUAUUUCUGGCACUUUCCAUUCAAAUUAUACUAUUAACGCACGCAGCCCCAAUGGAUUGCCAAAAGAACACUGCUGUCUGCUUGGAAGAAAUAAUGAAGGAAAUGACCCAAGUUCGAUUUGAGUUAAACAUUCUCACUGAGAACAGAACAUUAAUAAGACCCACGGACUGUGCUGAGCUCUACAAAUCCGGUAGAACGGUUAGCGGAGUUUAUACAGUUGAUCCUGAUGGUUCAGGUGCUUUUAAUGUAUAUUGUGACCAGACCACAGCCGGUGGAGGCUGGACAGUCUUCCAGAAGAGAAUUGAUGGUUCCGUUGAUUUUAACCGAACCUGGGAUGACUACAAACAUGGCUUUGGCAACUUGGUGGGUGAAUUUUGGCUCGGAUUAGAUAAGAUAAACCGCCUGACGCAAAACAAGACAAAGAACAAGCUUCGAGUUGAUCUGAGAGCAAUUACCAACAAAAUUGUUCACCCUGAGUAUGAUUGGUUUGGAAUUGCGACCGAGACGAACAAAUAUCGGCUGUACAUUGGCAAAAUGACGACAAAUGCAACUGUUUGCCCUGAUUCCCUCAGCCAACACAAUAAUUUCGAUUUUGGUAUCUGGGAAAGAGGUCCUGCAGAUCGCGUUCAAAAAAGAGGCGUAGGCUGGUGGUAUGAUGAAGGUAGAGAAAAUGCUGUUCACUCAAAUCUUAACGGUAUCUAUCCGCUUUGUGGAAGUGAAACCGCGGCUGAUAUCCACUGGGGCCAUUUAGCUCCAAAGAGGGGCGCCGCGGGCAGCGCUCCUAAAUCAUCUGAAAUGAAAAUUAGGCCAGUGGAUUUCUUUUAGAGUUAACCAUACACCCCAUAAGUGAGCUGUGAUUUUUGCUCUGACCUGUUACAUCCUAGGUGUUAAGUGUGUAAGAUUUCUCUUUUACUAAUUUUUGAUUGUAGAAGUAUUAAAAAAAAAACUUCAUACCGAUCAACAUAUUCUUAAGGGUUCAUUUAGAGUUAUUCAUCAUGUACUUUAGGGGUUUUAGGGUGUUGGGUAUGCAUUAGAUAUCUUACCUAUUUUGUUUUGACCUAUGAUAAUAUCAAAAUAAGGAGAUCAAUUGGUCUAGCUUUCUUUAAAACGACCAAACCUUACUCCACUUUUAGAUCACAACUAAGAAAUUAGAAUGUACUAAUUUAGUCUUUUGUACAAGCAUUAGUUCAUGGAACAAUUAGUUAUGCUUUCGAUUGAUUUGAUCUGUGAAAAAGGAGGCCAAAGCCUGUAUUAGUUUAGUUGGUAUACGAGCAUAUUUGAUAUUCUCUUGGUUGGCCUCUGGCUGAAAUCCGAUUAACAAAUAAAAACUCAGUUCGUUUAAGGUUUAGAAAACCUCACACUUUA